AUGACCAACCCAACCCUCAAGAUCAUCCACCCACCCAUGCCAAACCCAACCCUCAAGAUCAUCCACAUGAAUGCAACCCAAACCCUCAAGACCAUCCACACACCUGCCAACCCAACCCUCAAGACCAUCCACACACCUGCCAACCCAACCCUCAAGACCAUCCACACACCUGCCAACCCAACCCUCAAGACCAUCCACACAACUGCCAACCCAACCCUCAAGACCAUCCACGCACCUGCCAACCAAACCCUCAGAUCAUCCACCCACCUGCCAACCCAACCCUCAAGAUCAUCCACCCACCUGCCCCCCAACCCUCAAGACCAUCCACAUGAAUGCCAACCCAACCCUCAAGAUCAUCCACCCCACCUGCCACCCAACCCUCAAGAUCAUCCACCCACCUGCCAACCCAACCUCAAGAUCAUCCACCCGCCUGCCAACCCACCCUCAAGAUCCCACCCCCGCCCUGCCAACCCAAACCCUCAAGAUCACCACCCCGCCCCUGCCAACCCAAACCUCAAGAUCAUCCACAUGAAUGCCAACCCAACCCUCAAGUCAUCCACCACCGCCAACCCAACCCUCAAGAUAUCCACCCACCUGCCAAACCCAACCCUUAAGAUCAUACCCACCCCUGCCAAAACCCAACCCUCAAGACCAUCCACACACCUGCCAACCCAACCCUCAAGACCCCCAAGACCAUCCACACACCUGCCAACCCAACCCUCAGGACCAUCCACAUGGACCCCCCUGCCAACCAACCCCUCAAGAUCCUCCACCCACCUGCCAAUCCCAACCCUCAAGAUCUCCUACCCACCUGCCAACCCAAACCCUCAAGAUCAUCCACCCACCUGCCAAAACCCAACCCUCAAGAUCAUCCACCCACCUGCCAACCCACCCUCAAGAUCCAUCCACACGGCCUGCCAACCCAACCCGCAAGAUCAUCCACCCACCUGCAACCCAACCUCAAGAUCAUCCACAUGGAAUGCCAACCCCAACCCUCAAGUCAUCCACCCACUGCCAACCCAAACCCUCAAGUUUCAUCCACAACGCCUGCCAACCCAAACGUCAAGAUCGCCACACCGCCUGCCCAACCCAACCCUCAAGAUCAUCCCACCUCCCACCUGCCAACCCCAACCCUCAAGAUCAUCCACCCACCUGCCCACCCCAUACGCCUCCCCAAGAUCCACCCACCUGCCAAAGCCCAACCCUCAAGAAUCAUCCACCCACCUGCCAAAACCCAACCCUCAAGAUCAUCCACAUGAAUCCCAAACCACCCUCAUGAUCAUCCAACCCACCGCCAACCCAACCCUCAAAGAUCAUCCACCCACCUGCCAACCCACCCGCAAGAUCAUCCACUGA
Macrobrachium nipponense is the source of this 1356-nucleotide messenger RNA. RefSeq lists its product as uncharacterized. The transcript has a single exon. Bases 1 to 1356 code for a protein of 451 amino acids. The record is from RefSeq and is a predicted model, not a curated record. NCBI's taxonomy places the organism in Eukaryota, Metazoa, Arthropoda, Malacostraca, Decapoda, Palaemonidae.